UAUAUUUUUACCGUAAAUAAAUUUGUAUUAAUUUUAAAUUUUUAACAUGGCUUUAAACGAUAAUUGUCAGAUAAUGAAAGAGAUAGCAAAAACUGAAGAAGCGCUAAAAUCGACAUACGCCCGUGUAGAUUUAUUAGAAAAGCAAUUAUAUGAUAAAGAUUUACCAGAAAGUAAGCAAAAGGAAAUAAAAACUGAACUGGACGAAGUAAGAAAGUUAUUGGCCACAAAUGAAGAACAAUUGGCACAUCUACGAACACAUAACAGAAAGUCGUUUGUGUUUGUGGCUUCCAUUAUGUUUAUAUUUUUUACGUUUUAUGUUAUGUAUGUGCUUAUGUUUGGAACUGAUAAUGUAUAGAGAACAGUUUUGAUGGUUUUAUCCUUGGUAUUUUGUAUCAGUAUUAACGUUGUUUUCCAAAAACAAUUGUAUUAAUAAACUGCCACUUUUAUUAAAUACAUUUUAA
Messenger RNA from Brassicogethes aeneus, 461 nucleotides. Lineage: Eukaryota; Metazoa; Arthropoda; Insecta; Coleoptera; Nitidulidae. The record is from the annotation of a GenBank genome assembly.